Molecule: messenger RNA, 252 nt
Organism: Penicillium pulvis
Lineage: Eukaryota; Fungi; Ascomycota; Eurotiomycetes; Eurotiales; Aspergillaceae
Gene: dph3
Product: CSL family zinc fnger-containing protein
Exons: 2
Coding region: 1-252 (83 amino acids)
Biological process (GO): protein histidyl modification to diphthamide
Molecular function (GO): metal ion binding
Source: RefSeq, a predicted model, not a curated record
AUGGCCGACGACUCACUCUCCAUCUACGAUGAGAUCGAAAUCGAAGAUAUGACCUUCGACCCCGCGAUGCAGAUCUACCACUAUCCCUGUCCAUGCGGCGACCGCUUCGAGAUCGCCAUCGACGAUCUUCGCGACGGAGAGGAUAUCGGUGUGUGCCCGAGUUGCAGUUUGAUGAUCCGGGUUAUCUUUGACCUGGCUGAUCUACCUAAGCCGGAUAACCAGCAGACUGAUGGAGUUGCUGUGCAGGCGUGA